This is a messenger RNA of Hemicordylus capensis (graceful crag lizard), 3910 nucleotides long. RefSeq names its product potassium voltage-gated channel modifier subfamily G member 4 (gene KCNG4). Gene Ontology annotation, cellular component: voltage-gated potassium channel complex; membrane. The transcript has 3 exons. Bases 362 to 1888 code for a protein of 508 amino acids. The record is from RefSeq and is a predicted model, not a curated record. Gene Ontology annotation, biological process: potassium ion transmembrane transport; protein homooligomerization. Lineage: Eukaryota; Metazoa; Chordata; Lepidosauria; Squamata; Cordylidae. Gene Ontology annotation, molecular function: delayed rectifier potassium channel activity.
CAGGGAGAAGGCAGAAUCCCUCUCAGUUCCCUAGGAAACUCCAGGGAUGCUUUCCCGGGCUGCAAGGUCAUCUUCUAGGUGGGCUCAGUCCAUAAAAGCUCACCCCUUUGGCUGAGGAAAAGCAGAUGGUGAAACCAGAAGCAGAGAUUAGGUUGCCUUCUCGGGGAAAUUUGUAUGAAGUCCAUGGAAUCUGUACUUCUGAUGCUCGAGGAUCCCUUUCACACCACAUAGGAAUGCUGCUAGCUUUGGUCAUCAUGCACCCUCUGCUUGCUGGGGAGCGAGUUACUUGGAUGCCGCCUGCAUUUCGCGCACUCGCAUUGCUCUGAUGCUGCUUCGAGAAGCUCGGUGACAAUCCUCAGAGAUGCCUAUCCUCUCCGGAGGGAGCGACCAUGACUACAGCUUCGCCUCCUGUAAUUCCUUGACCCAUCUCUUCCCCAUCUCGGUGGUCGAGACUCCAGCCGUCAAAGGGGUCCAUUACCAAAGGGCCCAGAGGAUUUACCAUCUGGAUCAGCUCCAGACAGUUGACCUGAAGAGGGAAGUCAUCAUCAACGUGGGCGGCUUCAAGUACCUACUGCCUUGGAGUACUUUGGAUGAAUUCCCAUCGUCCCGGCUGAGCAAACUCAAGUUUUGCAGCAGCUAUGAUGAAAUCAUCCAGUUAUGCGAUGACUACGACGAGGACAACCACGAAUUCUUCUUCGACCGGAACCCCAGCGCAUUCGGGGUGAUCAUCAGCUUCCUCGCGGCGGGGAAACUGAUGCUCCUUCAGGACACAUGUGCCUUGUCCUUCCAGGAGGAGCUGAGGUACUGGGGCAUCGAGGACUCCAGCCUGGAGAACUGCUGCUUCCGCAAGCUCUUCCAGAAGGCCGAGGAGAUGUCCGAGGUGCGCAAGGAGGAAGAACUGCAGAGGAACAAGGUGACGGCCUGCAUCUUGGAGGAGGAGACCAGAUUCGGACAGUUUAUGAACAAGCUGAGGGACAUGGUGGAAAACCCCCAGUCGGGUCUGCCGGGCAAGGUUUUUGCUUGCCUCUCCAUCCUUUUUGUGGCUACCACAGCGAUAAGCCUUUGCAUCAGCACAAUGCCGGACCUAAGAGAAGAAGAAGACCGGGGCGAAUGUUCGCAGAAGUGCUACUACAUCUUCAUCAUAGAGACCAUCUGUGUGGCUUGGUUCUCACUGGAGUUCUGCCUCCGAUUCAUCCAGGCCAAGAGCAAGUGUCAGUUCUUCAAGGGGCCCCUGAACAUCAUCGACUUCCUGGCCAUCUCCCCUUACUACGCCUCCCUCAUUGUUGUGGACGACGAAUCCACGGGGGAGGACACCAAGCGAAGUGGGAACUCGUACCUCGAGAAGGUGGGUUUGGUGCUACGGGUUUUACGUGCCUUGAGGAUACUCUAUGUCAUGCGGCUUGCGAGGCACUCUUUGGGCCUACAGACACUGGGCCUUACGGUCCGGAGGUGCUCGCGGGAAUUUGGCCUGCUUUUACUCUUCCUUUGUGUGGCAGUCACCCUCUUUUCCCCCCUGGUCUACCUUGCGGAAAAUGAAUCUGGGAAGGUCCUGGAAUUUACCAGCAUCCCUGCCUCCUAUUGGUGGGCAAUCAUCUCCAUGACAACAGUGGGCUAUGGGGACAUGGUACCAAGGAGCGUCCCAGGCCAAAUGGUGGCCCUUAGCAGCAUCCUGAGUGGGAUAUUAAUUAUGGCUUUCCCAGCGACUUCCAUAUUCCACACAUUCUCCCACUCCUACUCAGAGCUGCGGAGAGAGCACGAGAGACUGCAGUCCCGGAUAACAAGGAUGAAAAAUGCCAAUACAGCCAAUGAAAGCGAUACCUUGAAUGAAAGCGAAAGCUUCAUUUCGGAGGCAACCGAGUCCCCCAUCAAGUACAUCUACAAAGGAUAACAAAAAUCCUGAUGGAAAAAGCUGAUUAAAAAACCAAACCAAACCUGGGCACUGUAAUGCACACAGCGGAACCGUACCUCAAGGCCUGCAAUGCACAAUUCGCAACCCAAUUGCUUCUGCAAAAGUCUGCUUGGGUGAAUCAACAGCUUACAGCGCAUAGCUAAGAAGAAACAGAUGCCUGAACCCUGUCGGCAGCACCAGGGAGAAUUCACAACACAAAGGGUGGGAUCCAGCAAAUACUGCUGAUGGAUAAAUCCCGGAGAAGAGUCUGGCCUACGGGCAGAGACCCACCCAGCUAUCACAGGUAGGUCAGAUGAAGGUGAUCCAUCCUAUCAGUUACAGGACCAAAACCUUCAGCCCAAGGCAUACAGCAGAGAAGCAGACUGAUAGCCUGGAAGGCUUACUAAGACAAGUAUGGAGAAGGAAGACUGGAAGUGAGGUAGAGGAAGUGAGGUAGGGUGGGCUUGGUCCGGGCAGUACCAGUGGCAGGGGUGACUCUAGAACCACUAGUAUAAAGGAGUGAAAGAUUAACUAAGAAUGUUAAUAAGGGAGUGAGGAUUAUGGCAACCCUAGGAGAGAGGUCAGUACCAAAUUAGCUGAAAUCUGGAGAGGAGAUGACCCCGCACCCCUCUGCCCACAUGGUCUCACCCAUCCCGGUUCCUGGCCUGGAAGGAAGCUCAGGGGUUGGUCCGGCUCCUGGGAGGCUGGAGGAGUCUCUCCUACCGACCCGGCUGCACCGGCUUCUGCUGCUUGUUGUGGGGCAGAGGCGUGAGUGCAUGUGGCUCCUUUAAACAACAGAAGCCUUUUAAGAUCAUUAGUCCAAGUGAUAGGACCAUGCAAUACUACGGCUGUAUUGCCUGACACUUUGCUGUGAAUUUACAGCCUGGGGGAGCAAAAGAGGGAGCAGGAAGUGUUGGAGUCAGGGGGCCAAAUCUGCCUCUCCCCCUCCCCUUUUUCAAGAGGUGGCGGUGAUGCUCAGAGUCAGACCAUCAAUCCACUGAGCCCAGUACUGUCUGCUUUGAAUGGCAGGAGACCUCCAUAGCAGUAGUGGCUAGCGUGGCCACCAGCAGGGCAGUGAAAAAGGCCCCUUUAGGCAUAAAUUAGCUUGCAGGUGCUGCCGGAUCAGAGGUAAGCACCUUCGAAUUUAUGCUUAAGGGUCCCUCUCGCCAGUCACCCACCCCAGCUGCUACUGCUCCGUAGAUUCCAGGCUGAAGGACUUCCCUGCCCUGCAAUCUUUAGAAUGGGAGGUGCUAGGGACAGAUUCUGGAGCCUCAUGCGUGGAACGUCUGUGCUCGACCCCUGAGCGACCAGCUUUCCCUCAAGGCCUCAGAAGUCCUUGAAAGAGAAAGAUGGCGACCUGUCGGGGUCUCCCAAGCCUUGCCUCUUCUCUGCGAGCGGGCAGAGGCAUCUGGAUUCUGAUCCCGUCGUUGACUGAACAGGAGUCCUGUCCAGCUUCCAUGAAGGUCAUUCAACAGCAGCGUUUGGCGGAUGGCACCCUGAAGUUCUUCGCCAGCUCUUUCAUCAUGCUGAUUAAACCGGUGGCAAACUGCAAACUCCAACGUCCAGCAGUAGUUCCUGUGUUGGGCAAAAAGCAAGGAAACCGCAGGCUAGCCGCCGUGACGUCCCUUAUGCCCUUUGCAGCCACCACCAGCGACAUCAAAGAGCUGGAAUGGGUUCACCUCGGUCUUCUAUAUCUUGGCCGCUUACGGAAUGCUGAGCAUUGAGCAUAUCAAAGAGCUUUCGGUGCAGGUCUGCAGCUUUGAAGCCCAAGGCACCAAAUGCCAUCCGCUGGAGCUUUUACACCGUAUUCAGCAGUCUGAUCUUUAUCUGGACGAGGAUUGUGCCAUCAAUGACGUGUCUAGCACUGGGAGGAAAGGAUUUUUUUUAAAAAAAAGAAUACAGCAUGCUUUGAAAUGCAGACUGCCCUCUGUAAACUUUUCACACUAGCUAACAACAAAUUUUCUUACGUAUAAUUUAUUGAGAUAACGACGGAAGAAUAAAGAACGUGAAUACAAGAGAAUG